Molecule: messenger RNA, 6860 nt
Organism: Magallana angulata
Lineage: Eukaryota; Metazoa; Mollusca; Bivalvia; Ostreida; Ostreidae
Exons: 14
Coding region: 96-6572 (2158 amino acids)
Molecular function (GO): protein binding
Source: RefSeq, a predicted model, not a curated record
CACGACAACUGAAAAUUGAAACGUGUAGUGAACCCGCCAUUUCAGAAGAAAACAUGAAUAUUUGGAAGAGGUGGUGUUUCCAUGCUAGCUGAGGGAUGGCGACCGAAGUCGUGAAUUUUUUACCAUCAGAGAUCGCAAGAUUAGUGUUAGGCUACUUAUCAGAUGAAGGCUAUGUGAAUUCAUACAAGUGCUUCAUCAAAGAAUGCCCUCACCUCAAUGAAUACCUAACACUGAAGAGGCGGGGCCAGACCUACCCCCUCCAUGUCAACGGUCUGACCCUCUGCCAAACGCUACAGGAGUAUGCUCAUUUUAAACUAGCAGAUACACAGAGGAGACAAAUGAUGGGUGUUGCUGCAAUGUGGUCUCAGCUGGAUGCCGUGGUCAGAACUCUGAAGGAACACACCACUUGUAAACAGAACCCAAGGGUCAACGGCCUCACCCAGAGCUCUAGGGUCAGGCGCCUGAUACAGGACAAGAAACGGCAGCGGCAAUGCGAGAAGCUCCAGAAAAAACGAGAUCUGUGUAAGAGAACUUCAGCCCCUACAAACUAUGCAGCUGCCGCGAGGAUUGAUAGUGAGGCAGAAAAGGAAAUGGAGGUCACAGAAUCGGAUGUGUCGGAGGGAGAAGAGGAGCCUCCAGAGGCGGGGAACUGUGGGGUUCUGACCCCACCCACAGAUACCGAGACUAAAGGGCUGAGUGGGAGGAACAGGAAAAUAGAGGAGGACUAUAGAAGACGAAGGGAGACAGACAACAGAGAGACAGAGUUCAUCUUGCACUCUGCCCCUCCCUCGGUGUCGUCCCAUCACAAACAUUCGACCUUCCAGAGGUCCAGUUCCAUAUCCAAUCUAUUGAACAUCUCAUCUCAGCGACUGCAAAAGCUACAAAGUUCAACCAAAGAAGCAGAUAUGGAGACAUGUCCACAGAAUGUGAUAGAGGGAAAUCCAAAGGACAAAAAUGGUGCAAUACAGUGUAGCUCAGGGGCUAGUAGGAUAGAAUGUGGGGUUGAUGGGAGUUCUCAAAGUGUGAAAGUUCAGGGAGGUCAAGCGGAAGGAGAGGAAUAUGCUAGUGGGAAUAACUGUGAUAAUACUCUCUGUGUUCAACUAAAUGACUGUGAUGAUGGCCCAGUAAAUAUGUCUGUGGAAAAUCAGAUUUCUGAAUCAAUGAUAAGUGUUAGGUCAGAAAAGGACAAUAUCGGGAGUAGUGUAGGUAGGGGUAUUGAUGAAAAACAGACAAACAUUCGGGCAGUGAUUAACAGUCAGGAUGUAUCUAGUCCCAAGUCAAGUAGGUUACAGGACAAGAAGUCAAACUCGGAACAGGUCUUGCAAGUUGUUCUUUCAGUUCUUCCAACUAUAGGAAAUCUACAGCAGCCCCCAGCUUCCUCUGAAGAAAAGGUCAAAGGUCAAGAUGAGAUGGGUCAUGAUGUCCUCCCACCCACUUCUUCUUCAGAGAAUAGUCAGGAGUCUGCAGAAUCCGGGCCGUCCAUUAAAACCCUGGGUUUCCCACAAGCUGUGUCCCCAUCUGAGACAGAGAAAGGGGACCGACCUCCGGGUACACCCGUGAAACAGCUGGAUGAGGCCUCACAGAUGAGUCUUUCAAGGACACCUAGAAGAAAGAGGCUUCCCAGACAAAAACACCAAAGAAAAGGCAAUGCCACUUUAAAUGACAGCAACAAAACAGAGGAAAAUUCACUGUUGAUGGAAAAUAUAACGUUGUUUUUGAAUGAGUUUCUGAACAACCCCUCUUUACAUGAACGUCUGGCUGAAAAUAUAAACAGAACGCUUAGUAUAAAAACCACCGAAAAACGCAGUCGUAAGAAAUUAGGAAAAAUACCCAAGAUCCAGGAAAAUCCUAAACCUAAUAAACCUAAAAAAUCUGAGGAAUCUACAAUACCCGAGGAAUCGGAAUCUAACUACUCCCAGAAUAUGGAGUCGCAAGGACUCUAUACAUUUCUAGAUGAUAUCCUCAAUCUUAACGAGACACAGAUGACGGAGACCCAGAUCGGCGGCAUCAUAGAACUCACCAGCAAGGAUCCCAACUUUGAGUCGCUGUUCAAUCUGUUUCAAGAGCCUCACUCAGCCUCGGAUACCCAGAAGACGGACUUCAGUGGAAUACGACUGGAGAUGGGGAAAGAGGCGUCCAUCAACAACUCUAGUCUCCCAUCCUUUACAGACUGCCCUGACCCAAGUAACACAACAAGUGAAGAGAACCUCAUCAUGGAAAUUCUACAGUCCCCUCAGCCUGGCCCCUCUCAGAGUAGUUCCUACCCCCCAGAGAUGUUGGACCAGACUGCACAGUCCCAGACAUCAGACAAAGUCACUCCCUCCUCAGACAUGGACUGGAGCUCAGGGCCCCCAAACAACCAGUCAUCGUCCAAUCCAACGGCUCGCAACAUUUUCGAAUCCUUUCCACAGUUUGCGGGUCACCCUGAUUCCAGUGUUGUUAAGACCUUGGAUUUACAUGAGCCACCUCAACACGAGCAGAGUGAUAGGACUAAAUCAAAGGAAGUUAAUGGUGUUGAAUUGGAAAGUCUUCCAGCUAAAUCAGUUCCAAUAAACAAUUCUCAGCAACUGACAGCAGGAGGAGAUGGGGUGGCUAGCAAUGAGCAGCAGCCUGGUUGCCAAGGAGUGUCAAGUCUUUCAUUAGCGUCAGCUUCCGGUGUCGAUUCGAAUUGUGUCACAAUGGUCAGGUCCUCUCCAGGACCAGUUUUAAGUCUCAUUAAUUCUGUCCGGUCUCCUUCUGUUCAGCACGAUUUGAACCAAGUUCGAUCCCCUUUGAGUAGUGAAAACAAUGUGCCAUGUCAAUCUCCACAAGUGAAAACCAUUAAUGCCAGAGGUCAGGAAGGCCCCCCUGCCUCUAGCCCACACCCAUACACAAAAUUAACAGACAAAGUAAGUGUUUCAGGUGAUAUUCCCAACAACAGGAUUUCAGUAGUGCAUUCUCCUGCUCAGAAAGCCAUAUUUACAAACCAGCCUCUGUCACCGCUCCAAGUCUGUGUUCCAAAAUCAGUGCAACAGUCGCCAAGACUGUCGUCACCAAACAGUGGUCCACUGACUCCUUGUUAUGUUCAGGAGAAAAGAGCAAGUGUGGGCUCACCUAACGUUUUUAUUGGAAAAUCGUCCAAAAUGUCAGUAAGUUCUCCUGUUCCAAUUAAUUCUGUGCAGGGUGCAGAGAGUGUUUCUGACUCUGUAUUACCCAUAGCAUAUGAACAGAGAUCAAGCAAUAGUGAAGUAAAAUCCCCUAAAAUAACUUCACCACUGCAUGUAAAGGAAAUGGAAACGGACCAAGACAAGUCAAGUAAAAAUACUCAGGGAACUUCUAGUCUUCCAAAGUGUGAAAAAUCGCAGAAGAAGAAGGGUAAAUCUACCUCAAAGAAAGAAAAAGGGAGAUCAAGCAAAGUGUCAUCAAAGUCUUCAGAAAAACAAAUUGACCCAGAUCUAGUGGAGACAUUCGAAACUUCGGUUACAGAGGAUCUUGGGUUUCCAGUGAUAUCCAUCAAGAGCGUAAUGAAAUCACCACAGGAAGUAUCCGUGUCGCACAAAGAUAAGGAUACCCGGAAAGUCAAGGAUGCGGAAUGUCAGCAGAUGUCGUACAAGUCGUUCAUCCGGGGGGUCACAGGGGAGGAGUGUAGUACCCCAGUGACAGAGAGGGCAGGAACCAGGGCCAGUCCCCACACCUCACAGAGCAGUGCCAACAGCAAUGAAAUGUUGUCCGAAAUGAUCGGUUUGGUGUCGUCUCUGGAAAAGUCUCAGCAUAAAAAUUCUAGUAGCGAAAAGAGUAGUGCUGAUUUUGGCAAAGGAAAGAGAAACAACAGCAACACAAGGAAAGGUAAAAAGAUUGAUGAUGAAGCCAACUCCUCUUCUCCAUCCAAGAAAUUGCAGUGGUCUCCAGAUUUGAAGGCUCUCCUUAAACUAGUGACCCCUGAAAAGAAAGGAAAAAGCAAAGGAAAGAAAAGUAAAAAAGCUAUUGCCUCAGCUGAGAAACGCAGAAACCCGAGUAGGAAAGCCCGACGAAGUAACGAGGAAAAUAUUAGAAAGGAUGAACCGGAAACAGAUGUAUCUCCCAUGUCUGUGCCGAAAAAUCAGUUACCAUUAGAGAAUAUGUCAAAGGAUAUUCCAAACACUGUGUCCGAUGUCCCAAGUAAAGUGGUGGAAAUGAAUACUGGAGCUCUAUCUAUGCCUAGUAUUCACACCUUUAUGUCACCUGUACAGGCCAAGAGUUUAGAAAGUAACAGUGGGCCAGUUAUAAAAGAGAAAAAAGGCAACGUCUCUGAAGAAGUCGGGCUGACUCCAAAGACCGUGCUUACUGCAGUGUCGGCUUUGAAAGACAAUGGCAAAAACUCGAGGAAAUCUUUAUCACAUCCCCAAAACACGGGGCAAGGGUCAAUACACACGGUGGCAGGAACUUCUGCCCAUCAAGCUCAAAAUGCUGAAAAUUCACAAAUACUUGCCGAGCCACUUUCUGGAUUGGAAACUUUGAAUAGUGUGGAAAUUAAUCAGGCACCAUCUGCAGUUCCUGAGGAGAAAAAGGAAAAAUCUAGUUGCAUUGUGGAGACAGAUUACAACAAGAUUUUGUAUUCUCCAAAUCGAGAUUUCCUAGACUCACCCCCUCGGUACGAAAGUCCAGGAAUAGCUGUGUCACAUGGUGGUCAUUACCAAGGGAAUGUUAGUACCACAUGUAAUUCACAGUUUGACAGUCCCUGUGAGCCGAUUCUUUACUCUAGUCAAAUAGUCACCCCAUCAGUGUAUGUUCUAAAUGAAUCCACAUCUCAGCACAAUUCUAUUGUGGUCUCAGACUCUCAUUCGAAUGUGUACUCCAAUGGAGUGGGCUACAUCCAAAACUCUGUGUCGUAUCAAGGACAGGUGAUGAACUCCGGUGACCAGGCGGUGAAUUACAACACUGUGUAUAUUGAUAGUAAUGGCAUUGUUCAGGCAAGCUCUAAUUCAACUGGAGAAAACAUUGUUCCAGUUUCUUCCACAACUCUUGACGCUACUCCGACUCCUGUGACUGAUAUUUUAUCCGCUGCAGCUGCAGUUAUCCACGCCAGUCCUCUACAGACUGUGGAUAGCUACCAGUUGAAUUCUACCCCAGAAAAUCAGAGCAAGGACGAACAAGAAAGUGUGGGCCAACUUCUUGCUUAUCCUGUGGGACGAUAUUAUCCGGAGAAGAAACUUCAUGUGCGUUCUCUGAAUUUCGGCCCGGAGGCUGGAACAACUGAAAUCCGUAAACCCGGAUAUGGACGGGGACACAAGAAGAAGAUCUAUGACCAUAUUCCUAGCCCGGUAAAGCCAGGAGGCCUCGUCAAGAAACAGGCCAAAGGAAAGGCUAAAAGUAAAGGAGAUAUCAAAGGGAAGGCGAAAACAGACAAUGGAAGUAAAGAAGCUGCAAGUAUUCAGGACAGUGCUUCAAAGGAUGUAGUUCAAAAACAGGACAAUUUAACUAAUUCUGCUUCCAAGAUGGCAGAUGAAGCAGACGACUUCAUUCCUGAUGCUUCAGGUUCUGUUUACAUUUUGGAAGGAAACACUAGAAAAAAAAUCAAGCUUCACAAAACUCCACGAUCAACCAAAACGGUGUUACCUUACUUCUUACCAAAUCGAUACGAAAUGUCCCAGGGCAUCAUUCCACUGAGGCCAGAACUGUGUAAAAAGAGUGAAAACUCAACUCCAUCUCCUAGUUUACCAGUCCCAGGGCAAUCGUUGGUAUUCGAUGUGAAAUGUGAGUUGGAUAAGGAAUCGGAUAGUGAAGUGGAUGUAGAUGGAGACUGUGAUUUACCGGAUUUAUCUCCGGAACCUCCGAGAAAAGAAACUCCCAAAUCAAAGUGUUUGGAAAUGGUACAGCAGGUAGACCUUACAACUCCAGUCAAAUCAUCACUAUCUGGAAAUGCUGGUUUAUAUAAUACAACCAAAUAUCUGGCACAGCCCUCUUCUGUCCAAAGCAUUUCUGACAGCUGUGAAAGUUUCUUAGACAGGCAACUAACCAGUGCACCCAAGUCUGUGACUUUUAUUGAAGGAACGGAUUCCAAGGAAAGUAACUCUCCAUCUGUAAGAAACUUUCCCUCUCGACCAACCAGUAGCUUUAGCAAUAACAGUAACUCUCUCCCAGAUCUUCACAGUCCAUCACCUCUGAUCAACAUGUCCACUCCCCCAAAGAAAAGAAUAACUGCUUCACUCAAACAUGGCGGAGGCUGUUACUUCUAUUCCUCUUCCUCCCAGGAAGGGAAGAGCCAGGCCAAAGUGGAAUCAAAAGAAAGUGAGGCCCCCAACAGCGUUCCCAGGGUGCCUCGUUCCCCACGGACGCCCAAGGGGAAGCGAACACCGAAUAAACCUGUCAGACAAAGCCCGAGGUUUUUUGGGAGCCCGAGUCGUAGAUUGCAUGGUAUGACAACUCCUACAAAAAGCGGGACCAGGGACACUGUGUCAAAUAAUCACAAGGGAGUGAAGCGACUCAGAGAAAUGAAUUCCGGAGAGAACAGCAAGGCAGAAAGAAAAAGCAAAAAGGCUAGGAAUGGUAAGAAGGCUGUAGACCUGAGUAAAGUGGAUUUUGAGAAGUUCCUGGAUAAAAUACAUAAGAUAUGAGGAGAGGAGUUAGUGUUCUCAAUUGAAGUACACAUACCUGAUGUGAUGGAGGGAAAAGCUGCGUGGACUGAAACCCUGUUACAUACGAAAAAUAUUUUUUUUUAAAUCUGUGAGACAGAAGAAAGAAAUUUCUUAGAAAAAGAGAGAGAGAGAGAGUGAGACCAUUAAUUUAUGUUUGCAUAGAUUUCCCUGUAAAUUAAGUUAUGCCUGUUUGGUAUGUUAAAGAUUUUUUUUUUCUUUUUUGUUAUUGUCACUGUGUGUGGCUCAAUAAAUUAUCUUUAUUUAUAA